Molecule: messenger RNA, 951 nt
Organism: Physella acuta
Lineage: Eukaryota; Metazoa; Mollusca; Gastropoda; Physidae
Product: serine/threonine-protein kinase Nek1-like
Source: RefSeq, a predicted model, not a curated record
AUGGAUUUAGGUGCUAAGAGUGUUCAGCUGAACUUGACCUCAGGGAACUUUGACCUGAAAAAUGUCAAGCUGCUGAGGACAAUCUCAGAGCCUGACCUGACAAACUUAGCAAAUAUGGACAUGGAAGUUGACCCAGGGAAACACGCCACACUCAGGCGACAUCACAGUCUGGACAUGACAGUUGUACCAGAGAAUGAUGGCAGCGAUGAUGGUGAAGAUGAUGAUUUUGAAGAAGAGGAUAUCCCAACUUUUGACAAUGAUGAGGAAACAGGCCAGGAUGAAAAUGAUGAUGAUGAGGACAUUAAAAGUAUGAUGGAAACAUUACAGAGCAUCAUAGAUAGUGAUGGUGAGGAUAAAGAAAAGACCAAAGUCAGCGUACAGAUCUCAGAAGCUCGGGACAUGACAGAUGCCUGCAGACCAGCAAAGGAUAACUCUGAGAAUGUUUCUGAUGAAGAUAACUGUGACGCAGAAAGGGAAAAGUUGGAAGAAGCUUUGGCCUUGGGAAGUGAUGACAGUGACGAUGACACAACAUUUGGUGAUGACGAUGAGGAGAAGGACAACGACCGUUUUGGAAGAGUUGAGCAGUUACGUGCUGAACUGGAAUCUGACAUUGGCUUGGAAAAGCUGGUCCAAGUUUAUGAAAUCAUCAAGAAAAUGCAGGAAGAUGACAGUGGCACCCUGGGGCAGGGCUCAAACAUUGCCAUAGAAAUCCUAGUACCGUCCAAGGAACAAUUGUUCCCAAAGAUUUUUCAGCUAGUGAUGGCUGAUAUAGCAUUCAAUGAAGAUAACUAGAGGCUGUUCCAUGACUUGGAGAUGCUAGAAAAACUGUUGGUCUCAGACCUGGGAUGACGCCAUGUUUCGGAAUUUUAACAUCUGCUAAUGUACGUCAUUUCUACAUCAUUCCUUUGCUGGAUAACCGGACAUUCCAAACCGUUUUUGCUACAGAUUAAA